CCGCGAAACACGUUUCGCGUUUCUCUGAGAAAGAUUACCGCGCGAGACUUGUUUGAGUCACGUUUUUUCCUUCAUUUACAUUGGUGUGUGUGCGUAAUUAGGGUACUUCCCUGGGACGUUCUCGACCGAUCGCUCAUUUUGAUCCCGCCUCGAUCAUGUUCCUUAUCGUUCGCUUACGCUCGAUGUCAACAUUCGGAAACCAAACGCGAUCAAUUUCGAUGGCAUCGUUAUUUCUUGCGCCUCGAGUGUCAUCCCGACGUCAUGUAUCAAUCGUGCAAAUCGAUCGAAUACUGACGAUCAAGAAGGACCGUGACCUUGGAGCUCACGUGCAAGCGGGACAUGCUAGAUUCAGGGACAAUUAACGUGUUAUCUGGCGAUAAUACGCUAAUGAAGACCUUCUUAGCAGUGCUCGCUAAUCUUUAUUGUCGGCAGAAUAUAUGAUUGGUCCACGAUCGGUGCAUAAGUGGUUUAAGAAGAAAGAUAAUCCUAACUAAAUGAGUCAGCGUCUGAACUUUUUAAUAUUACUUCACAACGUUAUUACAACAGUGUCAUAUACAUUUUGCACGUUGCUUUAAAUAUCGUAACCAAAACGUGCACGUAGUGCCAAACAUCACUCUCGAAUAUAGAUGUCUACAUGAGAAAUAUAUAUCAAGAAAAAAAUCAAGAUUUCAUAGAAUAUACAGCUGAUUUAUAAGAACAACAAAGAUCGAGUAUCGGAUUUCCUUAUUCGAGGUGUCUUAUGUGACAAGUUGGCAAGUUUGAAAUAUGAUCGGGCGUCUUGCAGAAUUCUAAUAAUUUGCAGCAUUCACACGAGACGAUAUGAGAAAACGAACGAGAAUGAGAUAUUUCGUCACAUUGAUGCUUUGACAUUCAGUUAUCCAGCGACGAUCAAGAAAGAUCAAGAUCAUCUUGGACAUUUGUCAGGGUGAUUGCGGUCAUCGGGAGAUCGUUGUCGUAGGUAGCGACUUUCCCGAUCGCGCACGACAAAACAUGAACGACAGCGAGAUUUAUUUACUGAACUGGGAAGAAGAAGCAAACGCAGUAAACAACGACCUCGGCAAAAACUUUUACAAUACGAGUUAUCCUCUGUUCAACAACUCGCACGUCUCUCUCUGGGAUCUCGCCACAGAUCGAAUUGGUCUUGCGAUCGUUUUGCUGCUCUUCUCUGUCGCCACGGUCUUCGGCAACUCGUUAGUGAUACUCGCGGUGUUUCGCGAAAGGCAUCUUCACACUGCCACGAACUACUUUGUGACUUCGUUGGCCUGCGCUGAUUGCCUAGUGGGAUUAGUGGUGAUGCCUGUCAGUGCGGUGUAUGAAGUGUUGGAGAAUCGCUGGGUAUUCACGACCGACUGGUGCGACAUUUGGCGCUCGCUUGACGUUCUCUUUUCCACCGCGUCUAUCCUGAAUCUAUGUGUGAUCAGUUUGGAUCGGUACUGGGCAAUCACCGAUCCGUUCACAUAUCCGACUCGCAUGAGCAGGAAACGCGCGGCAAUCCUAAUCGCCAUCGUAUGGAUCUGCUCGAGUGCGAUCUCUUUCCCGGCAAUAGCGUGGUGGCGCGCCGUGCGCACCGAGCAAGUGCCCGAGAACAAGUGUCCGUUCACGGAGAACCUCGGCUACCUGAUAUUCUCGUCGACAAUCAGCUUUUACUUGCCGCUGUUUGUAAUGGUAUUCACAUAUUAUAGGAUUUAUCGUGCAGCCGUGAUACAGACGAGAAGUCUGAAACUCGGCACGAAGCAAGUGAUGAUGGCCUCGGGCGAGCUCGAGCUCACGCUGAGAAUACACCGGGGCGGUGCCACUAACACUGACGCCCGGCAUCUUUUUCGCACCACUUCGAGCACACCUGAAGAUCUCCAAGAUCUUGAGGAACCGUUAACAGUACCGCUCCACAACAAUGGCCUUACCGGAGUGCCAUCCACGCGGGUUAACAACAAGCAGCACAUAGGCAAAAAUUUCUCUCUUUCGCGCAAGCUCGCCAAGUUUGCCAAAGAGAAGAAGGCGGCGAAAACGCUUGGUAUUGUAAUGGGUGUCUUUAUUAUUUGUUGGUUGCCAUUCUUUGUUGUGAAUCUGUGGUCGGGAUUCUGCACAAAAUGCAUCUGGCAAGAGGAAAUAGUAUCCGCCGCUGUCACGUGGCUCGGCUGGAUUAAUAGUGGGAUGAAUCCCGUGAUUUACGCUUGUUGGAGCAAAGACUUUCGUAGAGCUUUCGUCAGGAUUCUGUGUUAUUGUUGUCCCAGACGAAUGAAACGACGGUAUCAACCGGCAUUCAGAUGUAAACAUAAAAGCCAGUACAUUUCCGGAGUGGGGACGGGAGGACAGGCAAGCAACGUGAGCUACAGCAGCGUCAGUCAGAGCAGCGACGGAGGUGUGUGCGCGAUCGGAAGUGGACUCUCUAGCGGCGGUAUAUGACGUCACACAUCGGCCCGAACGGGGCCACGUCGAGAUCGGGCUAUUCGAUUCCGUGACGCGUGAUCGAAAAUCUAACUGGAGAGAUUGAAAACUUUUUGAGAAAUCGUCUCACGCAACUCUUAGCUUCAUUAGUAUGAGAAAAUAUUAAGAUCGAUCGUGUCAAAAGCGUUGUUAGCGUAUUUUGAAAUGCUUGAAAAGUGUGAUACGUCGUCACUAUUACACAUACCUGCAAUAAAAAAUUCGAAAAUAUCCGAAGAAAUGCAAAGAUAACUCGUAAAAAAUGUUAUCUAAGUUGUAUCUGAAUCGCGAAAUAUUUAAAAAAUAAAAUUUCCUAUGUACUUAAACACAGCGGAUUUAUAAGAGCGCUUACUUGCUGUGUGUUAGAACGAGUUCUUGGACAUUCUCAUUUGUAUAAAAAUUGUAUUAACGAGCAACUUUCGAGGCGCUUUUUGAAAUAUUCCGUCGCUAUGUUAUUUCUCUAAAAAACAAAGUGUUAUAAGAACACUUUGAGUGUUAUAAGAACACAAGAAAUUAAAUCGACGUAGAGGUAAAAAAUUCGACUUGGUCAGUUCGGAAAUAAUGCGCUGCAAGAGACUGAGAUUCUAAAUGUUCUGUUCAUGUAUGUUAGAUAAAUCUCUUACAAAGGAAAACAAAACACUAUAUCCUUUUACACGUAAAGUUUCAACAAAUUAAAAUUUUCCGAAGACUGGUUGCACUACUGUACUACCUCUGAUUAUACUCGACUUUCGCGAUUGAGUUAACGCGAUACACAAUUAUUGGAUCAUUAAAUAUAAAACUUGACGUAUAUAUAUUUGUCAAGUUUCAUACUUAAUGAUCCAGUAUAAUAUACUAUAUAAAAAGCAUCAAUAUGCGAAAAUAAAAUAAUGCUAAUAAAGCGACUAGGAUCAAUUAUCUGAUUGUUACUAGUGCGACCGCGCGCGCAAAACUAUAAUUGUGUGUAAGACCAAACUAGAUACCUCUGUGACAAAUUACAUAGACUUGACCAUUCAACAACAUUUAAUUGUUUGAUAGUAAAAAAAAACACACACAUACAUAUAUAUUAAUGUAAAUAAGUAACAAACAAUAAGUAUAUAUAGUGAAUAACUAAUAUUCGAACACCACACAAGUUUUGUCGCGGUAUAGUCUAAGA
This is a messenger RNA of Pseudomyrmex gracilis, 3553 nucleotides long. RefSeq names its product dopamine receptor 2 (gene Dop1R2). The transcript has 4 exons. The coding region runs from base 991 to 2403 and encodes 470 amino acids. Gene Ontology annotation, biological process: adenylate cyclase-activating adrenergic receptor signaling pathway. The record is from RefSeq and is a predicted model, not a curated record. NCBI's taxonomy places the organism in Eukaryota, Metazoa, Arthropoda, Insecta, Hymenoptera, Formicidae. Gene Ontology annotation, molecular function: G protein-coupled receptor activity. Gene Ontology annotation, cellular component: membrane.